CAAGAAGUUCGUUCCUUCAGUGGCAAUUUCCGACAUAAUCAAUCGUCCUCGUGGUCUACUAUUUUCCUCAUCGUCCGGACUGAAUAUCUGCGCAUGGUAACGUCCUUUCCCAGCACAGCCUUUCGUCCCAUAUUAAUUCGUCAGAAAUAUAUUGUCUGGAACUGAAUGAAUCGUGGUGCAAGAUAAAAUGUAAAACUGAGUUAAAAAAAGUGUUGUACCUUCGUAAUCUUUUUCUCACUGACUGAUGUAAGGAAGCAAAAGCAAAACGCAUAAAAUCCAUAGAGGUCGUCGUUUUUGUGGUCUUCCGCGUCGUGUUUGUACUCUGAUGUGGAAUUGUUCAUUUAGCCUUUCAAUCUUUUUCGCAUGUCCAGUUCCCAAUUGUUUACAACCCUCCCGGGUCGAGAUUUGCUUUAGAGCAAGAAGAAAAUUAUCGUCCAACGACAUUAAGAAAGUGGGCAUCUGUCCUUCUCUUUUCAACAACAUCCACCGUCUUAGACGAGUAAGAAAGGCAAGUGCUUUGAAAAAAGCGGGUGCGCCAACACCGCAAAAUGCUGAAAAAAGUCGCCGUCGUCGCUGCCGCUGGCCCCCUGGGGGGGGGGGUCGUUGCGGCAGCGACGAAGAAGGACCACACCACGACCACGCACUCUUGGGAAGGAAGCGAAACACUGCCGGCGGGCUUCAUGGAGCACGAACGUCUAGCCAGUCAGGCCCUGGCCCAAUGCAUCGGAAUGAAAACGCGAUCGGCAGCCGAAUUUAAGGCGGAGUUUUGCGAGAACGACAAGACCGAGUGGACUGCGGACAAAUUCACUUUCACGGAUCAUUGCAACGACUGGGCGGACCUCUGCUCCUCGAAUUGUACUAAUGGAAUGGCUACCUGCCCGCAGGAUUUUGACAACCAGCAGAGGGACUGCUGCAACCCUGGUCGCCCGCGAUCAACUCUCGUGGAACAGGUCAAGUCCAACGUGGAACAAGUCAAGGAAUCCAUGGGUUUCAAUUCCAACACCCUGAACUUCUAG
Molecule: messenger RNA, 1016 nt
Organism: Amoebophrya sp. A120
Lineage: Eukaryota; Dinophyceae; Syndiniales; Amoebophryaceae
Source: the annotation of a GenBank genome assembly